Ziziphus jujuba (common jujube) is the source of this 1055-nucleotide messenger RNA. RefSeq names its product probable glycosyltransferase At3g42180. The transcript is spliced from 2 exons. The record is from RefSeq and is a predicted model, not a curated record. Gene Ontology annotation, molecular function: glycosyltransferase activity. Lineage: Eukaryota; Viridiplantae; Streptophyta; Magnoliopsida; Rosales; Rhamnaceae. Bases 19 to 1032 code for a protein of 337 amino acids.
UAUAGGAGUCACAUAGAGAUGGUGAAGAGAUUCAAGGUGUGGACAUACAGGGAAGGAGAACACCCACUGGUCCAUCUUGGGCCCGUUAACAAUAUUUAUGGGAUUGAAGGCCAAUUCAUAGAUGAGAUUGAGAAGCAAAACAGUCCCUUCAAGGCUAGAAAUCCUGAAGAAGCACACACGUUUUUCUUGCCCUUUAGUGUUGCAAACAUCAUUCAGUUCAUUUAUAAGCCUAUCACCAGCAAAGCUGAUUAUAAUCGAGAUCGUCUUUUUCGUAUUGUGAUGGAUUACAUUGGUGUCGUGGCUGAUAAGUAUCCUUACUGGAAUAGAAGCAGUGGUGCUGAUCAUUUUAUGGUUUCUUGCCAUGAUUGGGCACCAGAAGUUUCAGAUGCCAAGCCGGAGCUAUUCAAUAACUUCAUUAGAGUGGUAUGCAAUGCCAAUACCUCAGAAGGAUUCCGACCCAAAAUAGAUGUUUCACUUCCCGAAAUCAAUCUACCCUUUGGAAAGCUUGGCCCAGCCCAAUUUGGUGAAGCCCCGAACAACCGGACAAUUCUGGCCUUUUUCGCUGGAGGAGCCCAUGGAUACAUUAGGCAUAUAUUGCUUGAGCAAUGGAAAGACAAAGACAAUGAAGUCCAAGUCCAUGAGAGGCUUCCCAAGGGCCUAAACUACAACCAACUGAUGGGGCAGAGCAAGUUUUGCUUGUGCCCAAGUGGGUAUGAAGUGGCCAGUCCUAGAGUUGUGGAGGCAAUUUAUGCUGGAUGUGUCCCCGUGAUUAUAUCUGAUUAUUACUCGUUACCCUUUAGUGAUGUGUUGAAUUGGAAGGAGCUAUCCAUAGAAAUACCAGUUUCAAAGAUUGCAGAGAUGAAGAAGAUCUUGAAAGAGGUUCCAAAUGAUAAGUACAUGAGAUUGCAAAGCAAUGUGAACAAAGUUAAGAGGCAUUUUGUGCUGAACCGGCCUGCUAAGCCAUUUGAUGUCAUUCACAUGGUGCUUCACUCUGUUUGGCUAAGGCGACUUAACUUUAAGAUUGGAACUUGAGGAUGUGAAUUUGUUUUUCUCUU